UCCCGCGGCGUGAUACUGGCGCUCAGCGGAGGGUGAGACGGCUCCGCGACUCACUGACGCCAGGUCGGGCAGAGAGAGCACACCGGGGGAGACCGAGCGAGAGAAACAGGGAGCUGCAGUCAAAGAAAAGGUUGGAACUGUGUAUGUGUUGGUGCUCAUGAGGAACGGUGACCCCAGUGGGCUGAAGACGCCUCUCAGGGAGGGUCCAGAGAGCAUCAUUACUGCCUCCUCAUCCUACACAGCCCAGGCCUAAAUUGAUUAACAGACACUGGAACGGUGCAAAAUGAUCCAUGGCGCUAGUGUAGUGGCUAACAGCUCGCACAAGGCUUCAUGUGAAACCUGCAGACUAAAUGAGUGAGAGUGGAUGAAGAAAGACACACCAACAAGUUUCACUUGGGUGCUGUUAGCUGCACUGAAAAUAGCCACAAUAGAAGCAAACCAAAAUGACGGUUACCAAGAGACAACACUAGCAUCAAAGCAACUAAGUACCUACAUCAGUCUUCUGGACUUAUUUUGGUUCUAAACCAGGGGAUCCAUGGCAGGAACAGUGUAUCCAGCAGCAGCAACUGUACAGACAAAAGAGGAUUUAGGAUCACAGCUCCCAGUGAGUCCAGUGCAAACACCAGUGAAGUUUUACAGCAUAAAAGACUGGACUGAGACUGCUCACUGUUCCUGCUGGACACAAAGGAGAGGGGAGGAGGACGGCUUGGCCAUCAUGAACGUCACCUCGCUCUUCUCUUUCACCAGCCCAGCAGUCAAACGGUUACUGGGUUGGAAACAGGGGGACGAGGAAGAGAAAUGGGCAGAAAAAGCAGUGGAUGCUCUGGUAAAGAAACUGAAAAAGAAGAAGGGAGCCAUGGAGGAGUUGGAGAGAGCUCUCAGCUGCCCAGGUCAACCCAGUAACUGUGUGACAAUCCCCCGCUCCCUGGAUGGACGGCUGCAGGUGUCCCACAGGAAAGGUCUGCCUCAUGUCAUCUAUUGCCGUGUGUGGCGCUGGCCUGAUCUGCAGUCCCACCAUGAGCUGAAGGCCCUGGAGUGCUGCGAGUACCCCUUUGGCUCCAAACAGAAGGAUGUGUGUAUCAACCCCUACCACUACAAACGUGUGGACAGUCCAGUGCUGCCGCCUGUGUUGGUACCAAGGAACAGCGAGUUUAAUGCCAAACAUACCAUGCUGCCUCGCUUCCGCAGUCCUUUACAACAGAACGAGCCACACAUGCCCCAGAAUGCCACUUUCCCAGAGUCCUUUGCUCAGGCCAACACGAUGCCUUUUCCACAUUCACCGGGAAACAGCUACCCGAAUUCGCCAGGAAGCGGCAGCAGCGCCACCUUCCCUCAUUCACCAUCCAGCUCUGAUCCUGGCAGUCCAUUCCAGAUGCCAGAGACCCCCCCUCCUGCCUACAUGCCCUCAGAGGAGCAGAUGACUCAGGAUUGCCCUCAGCCAAUGGAUACCAACCUCAUGGCUCCACCCUUGCCUCUAGAGAGUCAUAACCGACCUGAUGUGCAGCCCGUGGCCUAUGAGGAACCCAAGCACUGGUGCUCCAUUGUUUACUACGAGCUUAACAAUCGCGUGGGAGAGGCGUUCCAGGCUUCCUCGACCAGUGUGCUCGUUGAUGGCUUUACAGAUCCCUCCAACAACCGCAACCGAUUCUGUCUUGGCCUGCUCUCCAACGUCAACCGCAACUCCACCAUUGAGAACACCCGGCGGCACAUUGGCAAAGGUGUCCAUCUGUAUUAUGUCGGAGGGGAGGUGUACGCAGAAUGUCUGAGUGACAGCAGUAUCUUCGUCCAGAGUCGUAACUGUAACUACCACCACGGCUUCCACCCCACAACUGUGUGUAAGAUUCCCAGUCGCUGCAGCCUGAAGAUUUUCAACAACCAGGAGUUUGCUGAGCUGCUGGCCCAGUCUGUGAACCAUGGCUUUGAGGCUGUUUAUGAGCUCACCAAGAUGUGUACCAUCCGCAUGAGCUUUGUUAAGGGCUGGGGAGCAGAGUACCACCGCCAGGAUGUGACCAGCACACCCUGCUGGAUUGAGAUUCAUCUGCAUGGUCCCCUGCAGUGGUUGGAUAAGGUGCUAACCCAGAUGGGCUCCCCCCACAACCCUAUAUCCUCCGUCUCCUAGGCAUCGCUGCCCUCAGCCCUGCAGCUGUCCAUACCCUGGCAUUUCAAGUAGCAAGGGGCUAACUGGUACCAGGCUGGUUUGUGGUUCAGUCAGUAACUGAUAGAGGUUUUGACUAAAGCACAAGUUGAUCUGGGACCUGUAGGGUUGGGCAGGUUGUUCUCUACUUGAAGGGCAUCUGAUUUGGGCACAUUUACAGAUUGGGAGAGGAGCAAGGAAAAUGAGCGUGAUGCAGCUGGAAGAUACUUGAUCUUUGUGACCAACAGUAAUAAUUAGACCAUCACACUCAUCACAACACAAGUAUCCUCCUUGAUCUUGCUCCCACGAUGUCUCUUUUUCAUUGUUCUAUUAUCGUGACUCAUAACUAGUUUGCAUUUAAAUAUUCCCUCAGAAAUCCAGCUACUCUGUGUGUGUAGUUACAAUAAUCAUGGGACAUUCCAUGUCACCAAAAUUGCAGUCGCUGGUGUUUUCUGUCUGACUGCGAUGAGGUUGGCAUGAAAUGUACUUAAGACAUACAAAGUUAGCAGAAACUUGGAGGAUGACCAUCUUGACUGAAAAAUGUGUAAUGAUCUCCAGAUAAACAACUAUGCCAUUUCCUAAGUGUUCUUUUGUAGGUUAAUAAAUUAAAGCAGUGCGAAGUUAUUAUAAAAAAUGAAAUAUGACACAUCAUGAAAAAUAAUAGGAGGGCAAAACUAGAGGGUGUUUGAGAGUUUGGAGUUGGAUUUGGUGUGGGGCAUGACACUAAAAGGGCAUUUCAGACAUAAAAGCUAAUGCUUAAAGGUUGCUUAACUUGUGUUACACUCAUGUUUCAAAUGAAUUGUUUAGGUAUAUUCACUAUUAGAGUAUGUGCUGUGCAGUCUGGUUUUGCAAAGUAUAGUUUGGUUAGUGUAGUGUUACACAUCUAAGACUGGUAGCUAAACAUCACAUGAAGCAGAGGCAAACAUAUGCACAGUUUAGUUCUUCCCUUGCUGUAUACUCUUCAGCAAAAGCAAAUGUGUCAAAUACAUUGAAGACAUAAAUAUUUCAGUGACCGUGCUUCAUUCUCUUAUUACAUUGACUGAGCAAAAGUUGUUGAGCAUUCAAAUUUUAAUUGUUGACUGAGAAGCGGGUAUCAGUUACUGAUGUCCCUGUAUGAUUUUUUUUUUUAAACUAAAUGCAGAUAUUGCCAUUUAAUUGUUUUAUGCUUUGAGCAGUCCUCUUUGCUAUCAAACUGUUAAACUCUUUACAUUCUUUUUUUUGUAUUUUUGAAUGUUUUCUGUUUUGUUUGCACUUUUACACAUUGCCCCCCC
Molecule: messenger RNA, 3405 nt
Organism: Monopterus albus (swamp eel)
Lineage: Eukaryota; Metazoa; Chordata; Actinopteri; Synbranchiformes; Synbranchidae
Gene: smad1
Product: SMAD family member 1
Exons: 11
Coding region: 536-2119 (527 amino acids)
Biological process (GO): SMAD protein signal transduction; transforming growth factor beta receptor signaling pathway; BMP signaling pathway
Cellular component (GO): heteromeric SMAD protein complex
Molecular function (GO): I-SMAD binding; RNA polymerase II cis-regulatory region sequence-specific DNA binding; DNA-binding transcription factor activity, RNA polymerase II-specific
Source: RefSeq, a predicted model, not a curated record